This is a messenger RNA of Penicillium odoratum, 633 nucleotides long. RefSeq lists its product as uncharacterized. The transcript has a single exon. Bases 1 to 633 code for a protein of 210 amino acids. The record is from RefSeq and is a predicted model, not a curated record. Lineage: Eukaryota; Fungi; Ascomycota; Eurotiomycetes; Eurotiales; Aspergillaceae.
AUGAACUCCCAUCCUUAUUUUGAUCCGGCCAUGAUGCCCGGCCUGAGCGGCACCCCCGGGAGAACAGAGGACAAUUUCGACAUCUUCGAAUGGUAUCCGUGCUAUCAGAGCUGCCAACGCUACUUUUUGGACCAUGCCCAGCACAGCGUACCUGUCCAGGCGCUAUCCGCAUUUUUGAACAUUCAACUCCCCUUCCAGCGACAACCCAACCCCGUUUUAAAUUCGAAUCCGUCCGGGUCACAACAUCCGAGCCCGCCCGCAACUUCGUUAACUCCGUACAUUCGCCGUCUAGUCGCCACGGGGAUGGAUUUCCCUGGAGUGCUGCAUGGAUUCUUCGGCGAUGACUGGAGUAGUGGGGUCGGAUCUUUGCACGAGCAGGAGCGCCGCAACUAUCUAUUCGCGGCGAAGAGUGGAGGCUGGGCGUCCGUGAAGAAGGACUACGACAUGUCACCAUUGGAGACGAUUCCAUUUCUGCGCCCGCUACAAGGACCCUUGGACGCCGAGAUUGAGGCCGCCGAGCGCAGUUGGAGCGAAUGGCUCGCUAUGGAAGACUGGAUGGUUGGACCGCGUGCUCCAGACAUUCUCCAUGACUCGUCUUCUCAGAACUCGCGACCACGAAGUGCACGUGGCUAA